AUGCCACCCAAAAGAAAGAGGACGAAGCUCGAAGAGGCGAGACAUUAUCUGUCCGGAGGUGGUGUGAUCCGAGAAGACUCCGAUGACGAACUCGGCCUGGAGGACCAUCCGUGGGAAUGGAUGUACGAUGACGAGAAGGACCUUAUUGGAGCACGCAUGGGCUCGUUCGAGUGCCAUCUAGGAGACACAGUGUUGCUCAAAGCCCCGACGAGUAAUGAGGCAUGGGUCGCCAUCCUCUACGGCUUCGCCGAUGGGACGACGGAGGAUGACGACGGCGACAUCGUUCCAGAAAAGCAGGCCACCAUGCUGUGGUUCUCGUCGGAGAAAGAAAUCAGAAGCAAGAAGAAGCGAACCGACUUCCUCCCAAACGAGCUAUACAUAACGACAAACUUCGACGAAAAUGCUUUGAGCACCAUCAACGGCAAGGCACAAGUCUUGUCAGAAAGUGAGCACCAACGCCUGUAUCCAACCGGCAAGAUACCUCGCAACUCCAAGUUUCACGGCAAGACAUUCGUUUGUAGAAGAGGUGUAAAUACCAGAACUGCGACAUACACAGACGAGUUCGGCUGGGAAGAAGUGUACGGAGGCAAAGACGACAUGGAUAGCUUGCUCCACUUGGUUGAGUCACAGACAGUCAAGACGAGGCGGAGGCGGGCAACCAAGAGCCUGAAGGAGAAGGACCUCGACGACUUUGUCAUGGAAGACGAUGGGUUUGAUGAGCCCGAGACGCCCAAGAAGAAACGAAAGUUGACCACAGACACACCAACAUCAUCGAAAGCAAGACAGCUUACGCCGCGCAAGUUUCUCACGCCUAGUGGUCGUAAGAUCGUUACGAAAAGGCCUUUGGAGUUUACGCCGCUUGGCACUAGAGUCUUGUCGCCUUCACAGUCACAGGCUUCCCCUUACCAGAUGGCGCGCUCUACAUUGCAUGUCUCGGCCGUGCCACACGCGCUUCCUUGCAGAGAACAUGAAUAUGAUACUGUUCACUCGCACCUUGAGGCUGCGAUUACUGCCGGCACUGGCGCUUGCAUCUACAUAUCGGGCACCCCAGGGACUGGAAAGACAGCUACAGUUCGUGAGGUGGUUGCUAACUUGCAGACGGCGGUUGCCGAGGAGCAAUUGGAUGACUUCUAUUUUGUGGAGAUCAACGGCAUGAAAGUCACCGACCCUCAUCAGUCGUAUAGCUUAUUGUGGGAAGCUCUCAAGGGCGAUAGAGUAAGUUCUGCUCAUGCGCUGGAGCUACUCGAGCGAGAGUUCACGACUCCCAGUCCCCGGAGAGUGCCUUGUGUAGUCUUGAUGGACGAAUUGGACCAGCUGGUCACCAGGAACCAGGGAGUGAUGUACAACUUCUUCAACUGGCCUCAGCUACGACAUUCAAGGUUGAUUGUGCUUGCAGUAGCCAACACGAUGGACUUGCCCGAACGCACCUUAUCAAACAAGAUCUCAAGUAGAUUGGGCUUGACGCGAAUAACAUUCCCGGGCUACACUCAUACACAGCUGAUGACAAUCAUCCAGAGCCGACUGGAAGGUGUCGGUCAAGUGAUUGUGGAGUCUGAUGCUGUUCAAUUCGCCAGCCGCAAAGUCGCUGCCGUCUCCGGCGACGCUCGGCGAGCUCUGGAUAUCUGUCGGCGAGCCGUAGAGAUUGCUGAGGAAGAGACGGCCGAAGUCGAGCCUGGCAAAGAGAACCAAGCUCCAGACACACCGAGCAAGACCCCGGCGCGGAAGCCUGCCACUACAACUUUGGCAUCGAAGAAAGGCAUCGUGACAAUUGCAACGAUCAAGCGUGCGAUCAAUGAAGCCACUUCUACUCCUCUUGCAGCACAUCUUCGCUCGUUGUCCUUGAGCAGCAAGCUAUUCCUGGCAGCUCUACUUGCUCGACUGAGACGGACUGGCAUUACUGAAUCGACCCUUGCCGACAUUACGGACGAGGCGCGAAAGAUGGCAGUCAUGGCCACCAACAAGGAUAUUCGGGAGCAAUUGCUGACGCCGGUCGCGGUCACUGAAAUGGCAGAUGAUGAGCUUGGAGGAGCAGCCGGAAUGACUCCUUCGAAGCGUGGUCGGCCCGCCGCCAAGAAAGAGAUGGAUGAGGCGGCGCGCGUGCUUGGCUUUGGUGUUGCGGCGCAGGAAUUGGCUGAGGCUGGCAUCAUAGGUGUGGAAAGUAGAAAUGGCGAUCGCGUGGGAAGAGUCAGACUUGGCGUUGGCGAGGACGAAGUUAGAGGAGCUUUACGUGAAGACGAAGAGUGUCGUGGGCUUGGAUUUGCUGCUUGA
Messenger RNA from Fulvia fulva, 2268 nucleotides. Its product is annotated as Origin recognition complex subunit 1. Gene Ontology annotation, cellular component: nuclear origin of replication recognition complex. Gene Ontology annotation, biological process: mitotic DNA replication checkpoint signaling; DNA replication initiation. The record is from RefSeq and is a predicted model, not a curated record. The transcript has a single exon. Lineage: Eukaryota; Fungi; Ascomycota; Dothideomycetes; Mycosphaerellales; Mycosphaerellaceae. Gene Ontology annotation, molecular function: ATP binding; chromatin binding; ATP hydrolysis activity. The coding region runs from base 1 to 2268 and encodes 755 amino acids.